Rhizoctonia solani is the source of this 1113-nucleotide messenger RNA. RefSeq names its product Fungal specific transcription factor domain. Gene Ontology annotation, molecular function: DNA-binding transcription factor activity; transcription cis-regulatory region binding. Gene Ontology annotation, biological process: positive regulation of transcription by RNA polymerase II. The transcript has 10 exons. Gene Ontology annotation, cellular component: nucleus. The record is from RefSeq and is a predicted model, not a curated record. The coding region runs from base 1 to 1113 and encodes 370 amino acids. Lineage: Eukaryota; Fungi; Basidiomycota; Agaricomycetes; Cantharellales; Ceratobasidiaceae.
AUGGCAGUGCCAUCUCAAGUAAAUCCUAUUCUCGCUGUGAACCUUCCGCUGGUGCUGGCCACCCCACCUCCGCUUCAUGGCAUGUCAGUUUUAGAACCGAACGCGGGCGGUAGUCCCGCAACUGAGGCGCUGAGGCUCUCGCUACUUGGCGUUGGGGCAAUUCAUCAAGCGUAUCUACUCGCUCGGUCCGGAACCGACAUGCGACGAAUGUUGGCACUGGCUUGUCAGACUAUCGAAGGCACACGAAGCGACGCUGCGCUGGGAGCCAGCGUUACGAUAGCUUUGAUCGAUAUCUUUGCCGGUGGCCAUUCUUGGCAAUCUAAUAUGAACUUGGCCAAAACGCUUGUGUCGCUACGUGGAGGUCCGGGCGCCAUCGUCGCCCACAACCAGCCAUCGCGCAAAUCGAAUCGGAGCGGCGUGACGGUCAGUCCCGCCCGUCUGCUUCUGGAAAUCUUGACGGUACGAAGUUCGUUUACUUCCAACGAACCUCCGCAGCUUCUAGGACCGGGCAACUCUGAUUGGUGGCUCUCCCAUGAGGCGGAUAUAGACAACUAUCAUUCCUACUCUGUGGAGAACGUGUUUGGAAUGUCACGUCGUAUUGUGGAGCUGAUGGCAAGGGUUAGCACCUUGGUCAUCCGACACAACCACGUCGCGGUGGGCGAGGAAGCCCAAAGGCUCUAUCAAGAGGUCGAGAACUGGACCGAGCCUCCACUUCCCGAUCUACUGAAACGCAGAGUCGAGAACGGAAAUACUGCUCAUAAACUUGCUAUGCAGAUCAUGCUACUCCGGGACGUGUUCCGUGUGCCUCGCGACGACUAUCGAGUCCAGAAGGCAUCGAGCGCGAUCAUCGAGCGUUGCUUCGAGAGCACAAAGCAUAUGGGGAUGGCCGUCGAUUUAACAUGGCCUGUGAUUAUAGCUGGUUGCCAAAUCUCGGGAUCUGGACGUUCAUGGGUGGCAGAGACGUUUGAGGGGUUCAGGAAACAAUGCUGUUUCGAGAUCGACACGGCUGAACAAAUUGUCUGUGAAGUCUGGCGACGAGAAGAUGAAGGUCUCCCUGGCGCAUCCUGGCGUUCCGUCAUUGCUGACCUCAAUCUUCGUUGUCUGCUCAUCUAA